Camellia sinensis is the source of this 702-nucleotide messenger RNA. The record is from RefSeq and is a predicted model, not a curated record. Lineage: Eukaryota; Viridiplantae; Streptophyta; Magnoliopsida; Ericales; Theaceae.
AUGACCCUCAUCUUCGCUCAAAGACCUUACCUUCUCGCUUCUCGGAUUAUAUCUUACAAUUCUACAAACAUAUGCUUUGCCCCAUACGGUGAUUACUGGAGACAACUCCGAAAGAUUUGCAUAACAGAGGCUCUGAGCUCAAAGCGCGUCGAAACGUUCCGGGGAAUUAGGGAAGAGGAGGCGAUGAAUUUUGUCAGAGACAUUUCGUUGAACACAGGGUCGGCAAUCAAUCUGAGCAAGAGAAUUUUCUCGCAUACCUACGCGGUUACUGCUAGAGCUGCUUUUGGGAAGAAAAGCAGAGACCAAGAAGAAUUCAUUGAAGCUAUGGAUGAAGCUUUGGAGUUAUUAGGUGGGUUCAGUGUUGUUGAUAUGUACCCAUCUGUGAAAUUGCUUGAGGUGAUGAGUGGAAUGAGAAGAAAGCUUGAGAAAUUGCAUAAGAGAUUUGAUCAGAUACUUGAAAACAUUGUUAACGAGCACAGAGAGAGGAAGAUAGAGAGAGAGAGUGGGAGAGGAAAAGCGGAGGAUUUGGUUGAUGUUCUUCUGAGAGCUCAGAAGGAUGGUGAGCCUGAGUUUCCAUUGACAGACGACAAUAUCAAAGCUAUCAUCUUGAAUAUUGGCAGUGUGUGUUUCAACCCUGUUGUUGUCCAACAUAAUGCCAAUAUAAUUCCAAUACUCUAUGCACAAUAUAGGAUGGCCUUGUGA